AUGCGUUCUGCGGCCUCCCAAAGGGAGGAAAUACAGAAGAAGCUUCACCUGCUUCGCCUGGAGAAAGAACGGGAGCAAAGGGCCUUUGAUGAGCUUGCGUCAAAGAGCAAGGAAAUGACGGCUUCUGAGAUUGCUGAGGCUGCGCGUAAGAAGGCGGUGAGUGAGGAACCGACGUUCCUUAUGGUUGACGACACAACCAUCUCCGUGGGGGAUUACGUCCUCACGCUGGAUGAUGUGCAUGCACUGUGUGCUGCGGAGAACGGCAUCUUUGUCCCGGACCCUGUGAAACAGGUGUAUUUGGGGGAAAGAGGCAAAGUCAUACGUGUCCUGCCGUCGUUUCAGGGGAAGUCGGCUGUGGAAAUGCGCUUCGCUGACGGUGCUGUUAAGAUAUUUUUGACCGAAUGCCUGGCAGUGGGGCACAACGUAAGAAAAACACAGCGGAAGACGUCUUCGACGACAGCGCUAACAACAACAUCAGUAAUGACAACGACGACAGCGAGCAAGCCAACUGACGUUGAUCCCAAUACUCUUCGCGUGCCGGGGUUUGUUGCACCGUCCAAGCCCGAGCCUCUUCCCCAACCGACGUGGAGCACGCUUGACUUGCCCAGAUGUAAGGCCGGUCUGAAGGAAAACAAACAGUCACUGAAAACAGCCACAUCGACAACAACAGCGCAAAAAACAACAUCUACAACUACAACCGCAACGGAAUCAACAACUAACAAGACUACGUCAAUGAAAUCGACCGUUGCUGAGGACAGCGACAGUGUGAGGACCGAUAACGGCAGAGUGGGAUUGAAGGAGGGUACACCACCUGAUGCUAAAAAUGGCCAGAGUGACCAAGAAGUGAAGCGGAAGAAGUCGCUGGAUAAAGAGUCACGCGCAGGUGGGGUAAAGGGUAUCGGGCUUGUGAAGGAGGUGCUGUUGGAGCGGCGAAUGCAGAUUCCUCUGGGGGAGCAGUUGGGAAGCCCAAUAAAUUAUGACGAGGCACGUCAGGUGCCGUUGGUAAGCCAUGGGGAGCAUGACAAUCUUCUUAAGACACCGCGUGUAGAUUUAAUGUCGUACGUGCCUUCAAGACGCGCAACGUCUCCUGUGGAGAGCAAGAAGAGCAGAGGUGCCAUACCGACCAGUUGCCCCACAAACUAUAAACCACGCUUCUCGAUAGGCGAUAAGUCUACGAGAAUACCACGACUGAACAGCGCAUCACUUUCAGUGGAUGCCAAGCGUUGUAGGGUGGCGGGGCUACUCCCAAACCAAAGUGCCCUCGAUUUUCAGCCCAUUGUGUUCCAGAAGAGUGACGAUACUUUAGAUGCGGUGCUGUCUGUUGUGACACAGGUGCUAAAGCGGAGCACUAUGGGCCACCAAGCAAGGCGGUUAUUUACUGUUGAAGGAACGGAGAUCACACAGGUGAACGCCAUUCGAAACAAUAUGUGCCUCGUGGCAACUUCUGGUGAAGUGUACUCCACUGGUCCAACCGCAGGGGUGAAGCCUCGUCGUCUUCCCACUGCGGCAGCUGCACCAGGUGAUGCUGUACAGAGCAAGACAGCCGAUCAACGCCACACACCGACGCCGGUGUCUGCAAAAGGAACCACUACCACUACCACUACCACCAAGACCAAUGCUACCACCAAAACGACCACCACAAGCACACCGCAUUCCCGCGAGGUGGCGCCAGGGAAGGGCAUACCAAAACCUAUUUCCGUGCGGGUGUUCUCAAAUGGGGAGUAUGGUGACAAACAUACCGAUCGCUUUCCUUUCCGUACGAUAACCCUCCGACCAACUCACAAAACAAUGAAAGCGGUUUUCAAUACAAUUGAGCGCGAGUUGGAAUGGCAUCCUCUUGGAAAGAGGGUAGAAAGUAUUUACGAUGCAACAGGUAGUGAAAUAACGUCCAUUGAGAAGCUGCAUAACGGUCAGGCCGUUGUGGUAUCAACAGGCGACCGGUUCGUUAUUCCUCACCCAAGUAGUGUGCUGCACGAAGACGUAGUGAAAAUUUUGGAAUCCUCCAAUCCUGUGCCUUCGGUGACGCAUACCCGCCCCGCAAUGUAG
Trypanosoma grayi is the source of this 2046-nucleotide messenger RNA. RefSeq lists its product as hypothetical. The transcript has a single exon. Bases 1 to 2046 code for a protein of 681 amino acids. Lineage: Eukaryota; Euglenozoa; Kinetoplastea; Trypanosomatida; Trypanosomatidae. Gene Ontology annotation, biological process: intracellular signal transduction. The record is from RefSeq and is a predicted model, not a curated record.